Molecule: messenger RNA, 1683 nt
Organism: Penicillium salamii
Lineage: Eukaryota; Fungi; Ascomycota; Eurotiomycetes; Eurotiales; Aspergillaceae
Source: the annotation of a GenBank genome assembly
AUGUCACAAGACGAACUGUUGAAAUCAACGACCGCGCUUACUCAAUCGCCCUCUCCGGACAAGGACGAAGAGGAUUUGACUGAAGCUACCAAAGCCAAUUCGUGGAAACCGAAAUGGAGGGAAUGGCUAGUCAUUGUCUGUUGUUGUGUCAUUGCGGUCGUUGUUGCGCUCGAUGCCACGAUCUUGGUCCCUCUUCUGCCGGUAAUUGUAACUCGAUUCAAGAACGGAGGCAUCCGGGCUAACUUUGAAAAGCGACUUUCGGAAUCUUUAGGCGGAACACCCGUGGAGACUUUCUGGACUGGGACCGCCUAUCUUGUUCCCUGUGCAGUCUUUCAGCCAUUUAUAACUUCAUUAUCUGACUUGUUUGGGCGUCGUCCACUUUUAUUCCUCUCCUUGUCACUAUUUACGGUAGGUACUUUGGUAUGCUGCCUUGCUACAGGCUUUCCUCAGCUGCUCACGGGUCGUGUGGUCCAAGGAAUUGGCGGAGCAGGAUCGAUGUCAGUCUGCUAUGUAAUUUUAGCCGAUAUCAUUCCCCUCCGUCAACGACCAUUAUACUUCGCGAUGCUAAGUCUUGCUGGAGCCCUCGGUACUAUUGUGGGACCGUUGAUAGGUGGUCUUUUCGUGCAAUACAGUAUUUGGCAAUGGGCAUUUUACAUUAACUUUCCGUUCUGCGGGAUGGGGCUGGCAUUGGUGCUCGUCGCAGUGAAACUGAAAUCAAAACCAAUGCCACUGAAGGCCAAGCUUGUGCAGAUUGACUGGGCUGGUGCUACUCUGUUUAUCACAAGUGCCUGUAGCUUCUUGAUCGGGCUCAGCUGGGGUGGCACCCAAUUCCCGUGGAGCAGUUGGCACACAUUGGUCCCAAUCGUUCUUGGUAUAGUCGGUCUGGGUGGAUCCAUUUAUUGGGAGAACUCCAUUGCCUCGCGCCCCUUCCUCCGUGUUCAACUUUUCAAAAAACGAUCUACCAUUGUGGCAUAUACCUGCAUUUUCAUUCAAGGCUUAAUGCUCUUUUGUGAACUGUAUUAUAUACCGAUCUAUCUUGAAUCCGUCAAAGAUCUCUCCCCAACUCUGGCUGGAGUUGGUUUAAUCCCCAUAUCGGCCGUUGUUUUACCAACUAGUGCGGUGUGUGGUGCUUUGAUAUCAAAAUAUGGUCGUUUCCGCUGGGCCAUCUGGUCUGGAUGGGGAACAACAAUCAUAGCUACGUCCCUGCUCUUGCUCCUCGAUCCUGAUAUCAAAACCUAUGGUUGGGUUCUGAUCUUUGCCGCAGUUGGACUUGGCCACGGUCUCAACUUCACUGCUCUCAGCAUUUGCGUCCAAUCGUUCGCGGACACCCCCGACGUCAGUUAUGCAGCCGGGCUGUACACUUUCAUGCGCACAUUCGGAAUGUGCAUUGGAGUCCCUAUUGGUGGCACUGUGUUCCAAAAUCGCUUCAACUAUCACAUUCGUGACCUGGACCUUCCAUAUGGAGUCUCAACAAAUGCCGAGGUGCUGAUAGAGACGCUGAAAAAGAUUACCGCCCCUCCAGAUUUACGCCAGAGUCUUCAUCUUGCCUAUGCACAGAGUUUCCAAGACGUUGUCAAAGUUUUAAUUGGACUGGCGGUGGUAGGAGGAGUAAGUUCGCUGUUUCUGGAGAGUGCAACUAUGGAUAGACAGCUCGAAUCGGAGCAUGUUCUUGAAGGGGCCUGA